Messenger RNA from Mauremys mutica (yellowpond turtle), 2660 nucleotides. RefSeq names its product calcium release activated channel regulator 2B (gene CRACR2B). The coding region runs from base 244 to 2283 and encodes 679 amino acids. The transcript has 17 exons. Gene Ontology annotation, molecular function: GTPase activity; GTP binding; calcium ion binding. The record is from RefSeq and is a predicted model, not a curated record. NCBI's taxonomy places the organism in Eukaryota, Metazoa, Chordata, Testudines, Geoemydidae.
GAGCCGGCCCCAUCGCAGUCAGCAGCAUUAGCUCUCUGAUAUCAGUUCAGCAAUGCCUGCACCUUGUUUGUAGCUCGCAGUUCUUUGUGAGGCAAUCAGAGGUAUUGCCCUCUCUCCGUCUGAGGUCUCUUCUCCUGCCUCUCCAGUGACCCCAGUCAGAGACGUGAGAGGCUCUCAGUAAUGUGCUUCUGACCAAGGAGGCGUUACUAGCUGUUGGACCCUGGCCGGGAGAGCUUUGGGAAGAUGGAGAACCGGAGAGGAGAGCUCCUGGAUGCCCUCUGGGAGGAAGAGGAAGAGGAAGAGGAUGGGGUGGCUGCCAGUGCCUCCUCCAGCCUCCGCCUGAGUGAAGCAGGGGACGUGCAGGUGGAGAUGCUGGAAAAGGCCAGGGAGCUCUUUCAGUUGUGUGACAAGGAGGAGAAGGGCUUCAUCACCAAGCUGGACAUGCAGCGGCUGCAGAGCGAACUGCCCCUGACCCCAGAACAGCUGGAGGCUGUCUUUGACAGCCUGGAGCAGGACAAUAAUGGGUACCUGACACCUGUCGAGUUCAGCAUGGGACUAGGGAAGUUCAUAGGGAUUGAGCUGUACCAAGGGUCUGGGAGCACAGAUCACUCCAGACAUGAGGAGACCUUUGAGUCAGGCUGGUCAGACGACCUGGACCAGACAGAAGACGAAGAGGAGAAGCGAUUUUGUUCAAUGAUGGAGCAGCUUGGAGCAGCCCAGGUCUUUGAAGAUCAGAGUGAGGUUCGGGAGCUCUGGACUCGUCUCCAGAAAGAACGGCCAGAUCUCUUAGCCAACUUUGAGGAGUUCCUGUUCCAUGUUUCAUCGUACAUCAGGGAGGUGCAUUAUGAGAAGGAAUCCAUGGAGCAGGCACUGAAGAGAAAGGAGACAGACCAUGACAGAGAAGUCAGGUGUCUUUAUGAAGAAAUGGAGCAACAGAUCAAAGCGGAAAAGGAACGACUGCUCUGCCAGGAAUCACUGAGGCACGACAGGAGCAACCUGCUGCAGAAGGAGCUGCGCAGCAAGGAGCAGGAGCUUGAGAAAAUCCUCUACCGGCAAAAAAAGCUGGAACAUCAAAUACAGUCUCUGAACUCUGAGCAGCUGGAGACCCGGGUGCAGAACGAGCGGCUCCAGCUUCUGAAUGAAAACCUCCUGGAGCAGCUGGAGAGAAGCAAGUGGGAGCUGGAGGUGGCCAAGGGGCAUCUGGAGCGACUCCAGAAGGAGGCUCAGUGUGAACAGGAACAGAAAGACAGGGAUGUGUUCAGAGUCUCUAAGAAUAUGCAGAAAGAGAAACAAAGUCUUCUUCGACAGCUGGAGCUCCUCAGAGAGAUGAACAAGAAGCUUCGGGAUGACAGAGAUGCCUUUGAAGCCAAGAAGCUGCUGGUUCCUGGGGAUCUUCCUCUCACUUUCCUGGAGGACAUAACUGUGGAAGAGCCCAACAAGAAGAACUGUAAAUACUUCCUGGCCACCACCACGGCACUGAAGAAGGGGAAAGCAAGCAGAAUGAGCUUUGGAGAGGGCCACACCUCAAGUUGCGAGCGAGAGCAGCAGCAAAUGACAGGGGCUGGCAGACACCCAAAGAUGGCUCCGAAGGGUGAUGUCAACUGGAGGCAAACAGCAGAUGAAUUGGAUGAUGAUGCCCCAUUGUCCCCCAGAGAGCAGCCCAUUGGCACUGAAACCAUGGCACCUGAACCAGUCAGCUCUUCCCCAGAACGUCUCUUCAAAGUGGUGUUUGUGGGCAACUCUGGCGUAGGCAAGAGCUCCUUCAUCCAUCGCUUUUGUUAUGACAGGUUCUUGGCUGAGAUCAGUGCAACCAUUGGUAUUGAUUACCAGGUGAAGAGUUUAAUGGUGGAUAACACCCAGGUGGCCUUGCAGCUGUGGGACACAGCGGGCCAGGAGAGGUUUCGGAGCAUCACCAAACAGUAUUUCCGGAAGGUGGAUGGUAUCUUUGUGAUGUAUGACAUCACUGAUGAGUGCUCCUUUGUGGCAGUGCGGAACUGGAUGAGUAGCAUCCAGGAAGGGAUUGAGGAUGGAGCCAUGAUCUUUCUGCUUGGAAACAAAAUGGAUGCAGCAGAGAGAGAGACCCAGCACGUGCCCAAGACGGAGGGGGAAAGGCUGGCAAAGGAAUACAAGGCUGUCUUCUAUGAGUGCAGCGCUAUGACUGGCUAUAACAUCCUGGAGCCCAUGUUGCAUAUGGCAAGGCUGCUGACAGCUCAAGAGGACAAGCAGAGGGAAAGUGCCCUGCACCUGGAAGAGUACCACAAGAGGAAGGGAUGCUGCAUGUGACGAAGUAAAGAGCAUCCCUCAGGAGCAUGUGGGGGCUGCACAUGACAGGGACUCAGGAAGGUGCAAGCUUGUCCCAAGAGGGAACAUCCAGAUGUUAAAAUGAAGCAAGAUUGUUGCAACAGAAUAAUUCUAAUCUCCCUCCCCACCUCUAUCCCUAUGCUCUCAUACAACUGCAGCAUUCCCCUCCCCCCCCCCCCAACUCCAGGGACAUACUGCUUGAGACGUUGUAUUGGCUGCACAGAAAUUGGUUCUCCCCUUUGCUUGUUCGUUUUGUGUCACACACAGGUGAAUGGAGGGCACCUCUAACACUCCGUUUUAAAUAAGCUAAAGCAAUGUCCAGCUGUGUAAAAAAGAGAUGAUUAUUUUAAACUUGGAAA